Messenger RNA from Aspergillus pseudotamarii, 2558 nucleotides. RefSeq lists its product as uncharacterized. Gene Ontology annotation, cellular component: cytoplasm. The transcript is spliced from 3 exons. Lineage: Eukaryota; Fungi; Ascomycota; Eurotiomycetes; Eurotiales; Aspergillaceae. Bases 304 to 2355 code for a protein of 683 amino acids. The record is from RefSeq and is a predicted model, not a curated record. Gene Ontology annotation, biological process: cellular response to oxidative stress.
UGCGAUGCUCUUAGAAUAUAUAUAUCGAAUGGAAUUCUUCAACACUCGCAAUGUGCCAGACCGGUACCGCACUGAAAAAUAUAUCGCAGGUAGAAAAGGCUUCAGAUUGUCUGGUCAUUCCCCAUUGCUUGCUUCCUUAUCAGAGUCCGCGAUUAGUUGGGGACUUCUAACUCUUCCCAUAUUAAAUUGAGCUUCUCCAUAGUAUUCAGGGGAAGGAAUGACAUCAUAGGACUCCUGAGUCCCAUUCUUCUUCCCCUCUUCCUCAUCCCACCAUCGCAUUGAAUUGGUGCUAUCUCAACUAUCAUGGCUGAGGAAGAAGACCCUAUUGUUCAGGCCUUGCCCCCGGCAACUGAUUACCUUACUUACCUAACCUUGUUGGAGUACCAAUUGACCCCCGCUCGCUUGCCCACUCUCCACAAGCUCUUGCAGGAUGAGGUCUUGACAACCAAUAUUGGCUGGGACCUGGUUCAGCUGCUGCUGCCCAUGCUCCCUCAGUCACUCGAGUGUCUCCAGGAUAUCGCCCGCUUAGGUAAUCCUAGGGAGGUCAUUCUGCGGGUGUCUGAAGCCCUGAUGCAACUGCAACCUGAGGAUGAGGAUGAGGACGAGGACGAGGAGGAAGAGAACGAGACGGCAGAGUCCUCUGCUGCUCAUGAUACAGAUACCGCCGAUACGGAACUGAAGGCUGCGACCGACAGAAAUGUGGAGAAAUCGGAUAUACAGAAUACCCUCCCACGACAUGUCCUGAAGUUCAAUGCCCUCGUUGCCAUGUUAUCCGUUCUUCAUUCCCGCAUUCAGACGAAAUCCCCGAGCCGCUUUUUCGCAACCUCUCUACAAGCCGUAUUGGAAGCGUAUACCCUGAUGCCGACGAACGAGACAACUAUUGCCCUUUUGGAGUUCUUCAGAGACGUGUCUCCCUCCAAGCGGCCUGCACCACCACCCCGUGCUGCAAGUGAGUCUAGCGUGCUACGAGUCUCCGAAGCUUCUGCGCCGGACCCAGAGGCAGAGAUCCAAUCACCCAACCCGAGCAACAACGAGCCAGCGCUCAUCAAGAGAUUCCUGCAAUUCGGCCUGAUUGAGCUGAUAAAGUCCUACAUACUGAGCUUUUCGGGGCCUAUGGACCCAGGAAUGUCUUGGACAAUUCGUUUGCAGGAGAAACUUCAGCCAAGGCAUCCGGCAGGCCAAGUGUCGGAGACGGAAGUAUUUGCCAAUAACAAAGAGCUAAGGGAGAGGGACAUGAUUUUAGGGAAAAUUACGGCUCUUUCUCGAGACUUCGGGCUAGAUGACAAGCAGCUUCUCGCAGUCGUCUCCCAGCCGGCAGACAGACAUCCUCAGCCGCUGGACUUCGACGAACCACCUAGAAAUGUGGAAGAAAUCCCGCUCGAAAGGCAUGGUGCUCUACUUCUUUUGGCUGCCCGAGCUGCGAUGGCCGAACUAUUCUCGUCGGGACAGGUCACCCCGAUUGCCGUCUUCCCUGAGCUGGCUCAGAUAUUCGACAACUUUGUCGGUGGACACGAUAAGCCGGACGACAUUGCCUUUGGGCAACCUCAGGCACUAUUGGACUCUCUGCUGACACUGACCGUCUUCUCCAUGCAACGAUCAAUCGGAGAGCCUUCCACUGAGUUGGAUUUCCGACGCUUCAUCUUGUCCCUAACUGCUUGCACAACGCGACAAAGUUACAACUCCAUUAGGCGGAUCCCUGGAACCAUUCUCCACAGUCACCCGUCUCACAUUAUCCGCUUCAAGACUAUUCGCCAGGUUCUUGAGGAUGAUCGUUUCCAACUGAUCAGGGACAGUGCUAUAGGGUGGCUGAAAGAUGAAAUACUUGACGCCAACAAAAAGCCCUCUAGCUCACCCGAAUCCGACAUAUUCGUCAACCCGCAUUACUUCUCCAUCCUUUUCCCCUUACUCUUUAACUCCUCCGAGUUACGCUUCAACGUCUCGUCCGACAUCGUAGCGUCAUGGAUCCAAUUCUCUCAAACUCUUACACCAUCCAUCCACUCCGCCCUGAGCCUCUACUACAUUCUUCUUUCAUCCUCCACCCUCCGUGCUCAGCUCCAACUUGAAAAAACCUACAUCUACUUCCGCAACCGCUUUCUGGAGCCACUCAAGUCUCUCCUCCACGCCUUCGAGAGUGAUCUCACCCAGAAUGGCGGCGACGGCAAGAUCGAGUCUGCCGUCGGCGAGGACAUGUGUCAGGUAGGCAUGGCCCGGUCCGUGGGCCUCGUCUCUCAUGCCGUAGAACAGGUGGAGGAUGCCGUGGGCGAUGCCUUCGUUGGUGCCGAUGACGAGCUGCAGGAACCCAGCAUGGAUGACGUGGCCAGGGUUGACAAGAUCCGGAAGGAGACUGCUUUGUAAAUAAAUGGCCUACUUGCAUUAUGAUAUAUUUAUUUUUUCACUUGUCGCAAUUGUGAAUACACGACCAAGAUACAGAUGAACUCGUGACUACAAGACAAGACAUGACUCUUCCCAAUCAUCUUCUUUCACUGUAAUCCUUGUAUAGAAUCUAUUACUUCAACACAAAUUGGUACCUUGUAGAUAUAUAUAUAUAUCACAUCAAC